Lactuca virosa is the source of this 960-nucleotide messenger RNA. The record is from the annotation of a GenBank genome assembly. NCBI's taxonomy places the organism in Eukaryota, Viridiplantae, Streptophyta, Magnoliopsida, Asterales, Asteraceae.
AUGUACAAGUCAGAUACAUGUUCGACUGAAUCUGCCACAAAUGCUUCUUCCUCGCAACAUCCUGAAAUAGAAACAACUUAUACGUCAAGCGACACAUCAACGAGGGUCGUAAAGAAGAAGAAGAGUAGCACAAAGGCAUUAGUGAAGCGUCUACUAGGUGUUGUGGCUGAGUUAUCAUCUAAAGUAGAUCGUGUAUUACAUGAAAAAGAUGAGCCAAACAAACGGUUUGUAGAGGAGGAGGAGGAGGAGAUGAUAAAUGAAGAGGAUGAAGAACCAUAUUACCAUGAUACACAGUUCGACUAUGGUGGUUUGGAGGAGAAAGUUGUGCCUACACCUACGCAUGGUGAGCCGUCACAAGACGUGGGUGAACAUGACACAAAAAUAGUGACUCCUAUUGGUAGGCCGCAACGAAAGAGGGUUGUUGCAUGGUAUCAGCGGACUCCGUUCACAGUGAUGCAAUCUACAGCAAAAUUGAAGAAAAUCAGCAAGACAAGGAAGAAAAAAAUAGAGGAGGGUCCUAAAAAAACAAAUGAGGACAUUGUCAAUGCAGAGAGUAGUGACGUUUCAAACCAUCUCUUGUUGGACAGUAUUUAUACUAAUAGUCCGAUGAGUUUUUGGAAAGAAUGGAGUGUGCUCUCUUCCAAACUCAUCACUAAACAUAGGCUGCAUAUUCUCCCACUAGAUAUGAAUUUUUGGUCGAGGUUACUUUCUGUUACUGACAAAGGGUGGUUACUUUCUUCGGUUCUAUUCGUAAUAAAUGUUAUUAGUGCCCAUUGGUUUAUGGCGGCGCUACAUUUAGAUACCUGGAAAGUAGAAAUUUAUGAUUCAGCACGAAUUGCGGGUUACUUCUCAAAGUACUUAACUGGUGGAUAAUUCACAAGUUUUGGAGAUAGUAUUAUCUCAGAGUUAGAUGUCAUUGAGUACUGGAACCAUUUCCCCGUUGGACACAAAGACAAAGCA